UGGUUAAUGUACAUGUCUGUUGUCGACCGUCUCUAAGCAGCAGGUUCAGCUUUCCUCCUCCCGCUCCUGUCUCACCGCCUCCUCCACUGUACCGGGACUAAAGGGGGAUACACGGGUCAUUGACUUGAAUGUAUAAACAUUUAUGUGGAACAGGGUUUGCACCGAAGGAAUAUACGACAGGAGGGGUUGGAACGGAAAUGAUGUGGUAGCACUGAGUAGCCAGCAGACCGGUAGCCCUUGGAGCUUUAUUUCUGUGGCUGUUGCCGUGGUUCGGUUCGGUUUAUUUGGCCUAAAGCUGAUCCACUGUUCGUAUUGUAGAUGCGUGGCGUCAGUUGUGGUGUGUGAGUGGCGCAGGCAGCCCACCUGUGAUUGUGCGAGGCAGGAUCAGUUCGGUCCGGUUGGGCCCGGCGGCAGGCGGAUUGUAAAGCAGCACAGGAAUGACUCUGGAUUCUAUGAUGGCGUGUUGCCUUAGUGAGGAGGCAAAGGAAUCAAAGCGGAUCAAUGCUGAGAUAGAGAAACAACUUAAACGGGACAAGCGGGAUGCUAGAAGAGAACUGAAACUUCUCUUAUUGGGUACUGGAGAGAGUGGGAAAAGUACAUUUAUUAAGCAGAUGCGCAUCAUUCAUGGCUCAGGCUACUCAGAGGAAGACAAGCGGGGCUUCACAAAGCUGGUGUUUCAGAAUAUUUUCACUGCUGUGCAGUCCAUGAUCCGAGCCAUGGAGACUUUAAAAAUCCCAUACAAGUAUGAGAACAAUAAGAACAAUGCGCAGUUGGUUCGAGAAGUGGAUGUAGAAAAGAUUUCAUCAUUUGAGCAGCCAUACGUUAGUGCAGUCAAGAGUUUAUGGAAUGACCCUGGGAUUCAAGAGUGCUAUGACAGACGAAGGGAAUAUCAACUUUCGGAUUCCACUAAGUACUAUCUUAGUGAUGUGGAUCGUAUAGCUUCUUCUGGAUACGUUCCUACACAGCAGGAUGUGUUGCGGGUUAGAGUCCCCACAACUGGUAUCAUUGAAUAUCCCUUUGAUCUGGAAAAUAUUAUCUUCAGAAUGGUUGAUGUUGGAGGUCAGAGAUCUGAACGAAGAAAAUGGAUUCAUUGUUUUGAGAAUGUGACAUCCAUCAUGUUUUUAGUAGCCCUUAGUGAAUAUGAUCAAGUUCUGGUAGAAUCUGAUAAUGAGAACCGUAUGGAAGAAAGUAAAGCACUCUUUAGGACCAUUAUCACGUAUCCAUGGUUUCAGAAUUCUUCUGUCAUUCUGUUCUUGAACAAGAAGGAUCUCCUGGAAGAGAAAAUCAUGUAUUCACACCUUGUCGACUACUUUCCAGAAUUUGAUGGCCCACAGAGGGAUGCACAAACUGCCCGAGAGUUUAUUCUCAAGAUGUUUGUAGAUCUGAACCCAGACAGUGACAAAAUAAUAUACUCUCACUUCACUUGUGCUACGGACACAGAGAACAUCCGCUUUGUUUUUGCUGCUGUGAAGGACACCAUCUUGCAACUAAAUCUGAAAGAAUACAACCUGGUCUGACCUAGUGGAGUGUGAAACUUGCAAUGCAGGAAAGCAUUCACAAGCAACAGAAUGAAAACAUAACCUUGAUAUCAAAAGAAUCUUUCACUUUUUAAUAAUAUAAUCAUAGCAACUUGUGUGAUCCUUGGAGCUAAAUGUCAAACAGGAGUUUUUCAUUGAAAGUUGAUUAUUAUUAUUACUUUUUUAAUGAGAAGUUUGCUCUUAAAGACUUUGGGAGACAACCGGUCUGGCAUUAAAAAAUAAUCCUCUUGUGCCAAAACAUCAUACCCCUUCAGCCUGUUACUUUCACUGGCUUUUACUGUCACCCUCUUGACUGUUGCAUAGUCGAAUCAUGUUUGGCCUCUUACAUUUGUUCCAAAUUGCAGGAGGGUAUGAAUACUGGAACUUUUUAAGGAUGUAUGUGUUCUGCCUCUCCUGAUGUGCUUCUGCCUUGUUUAACUGCUUGCUCUCUUGAUGCCAUAACCUAAUUCUUAGCUGUCACUGUUGUCCCCCUAUUAGCCAGUCUGGCUUAGUGCCCAUUAAUGGUAUGGUUAUUUCCACAGGAGCUUUCCUGCUGCAUGAGAAACUGAUAGCCAUUUUUGGACUGUUGAGCCAAUGAACUGUUGUACUUUAGUGUUAUCAGCUAAGAGGGGACAGGCACUUUCUAAAACGUGUAUGGGGAUUUUAAGGAAAUGGUGGAGGAGGUGAGCAAAACUGACAAGGUCUUAAGGAUAGACACUGCUACACUCCAGAGCUCCUUAAGGGACCUUUAUAUGCCAAUUGGCUCAAUGCUAAGCCAUCAUAACUACGUUCUUUGAUGUAGUUUUUAUUCAGUUUUAAUUUUUUUGUUAUCAAUGAUAAGUAUUGAUACUGUGAUUUGAUUUAAAUUAUUGAUGUUCUCUAUACAUAGUUUGCUAUGAUGCUGUACUUUUGUUUAGGGACUACAAAGAUGGGAGCUUACCAUUAAGUCACUGAGCAACCUUUUGAGGCAAAUCUGUGGCCUGGGUUGAGUAUUUUUUUUUUUUAUAUAUACACUGAUCAUGGUGUGAUGGUGUGAAGAAGCAGUAUCAUGCACAUCAGUGUGUGUUUGUGUGCGUGGACUGAUUUGAUCCAUUAGAAUGCCUACUGUUCCAGACCAUUUUCCUUUGAGUCCAGAACUGCCAGUGUAAACCAGAUUCAAAGGACCCAGUUGGUAGUGUGGCAUCCAUGGUUUUUGGCUGGCUUGUACUUUGCAUCAUGUAUUUGUGGUGCAUAGUUGCCGGUCUUCAGUGUCAAACUGUUACAUGAGAGUUGAGGUGUGAUCAGUUUCAGUUCCUGUAUUAUGUUGUGAAAAUAGAAGUGCUAGAGAGUUCAGUAUUUAUGAAAUUGCCAUCAUGUAAUGUGCAGUUAUUUUUCAGCAGUUUGCUUGGCUAUUGGGUGCCAUUGCAUUCAUGCACCAGCAGAAAUUAACUCUGCUUCAGUACAAUUGCAGUAAAGAACUCCAAGGAUGUAGAUUGUUCAGCCUUAGUAAAUUUUUAAAAUGACUGCCUGAUACAUUCUACCAUUUGCCUUGUACUUUCCCUCAGUCCAUUUAGCCAUGCAUUACAGCUGUCUUAUAA
Protopterus annectens (West African lungfish) is the source of this 3094-nucleotide messenger RNA. RefSeq names its product guanine nucleotide-binding protein subunit alpha-11. Gene Ontology annotation, molecular function: G-protein beta/gamma-subunit complex binding; G protein-coupled receptor binding; guanyl nucleotide binding. The transcript is spliced from 7 exons. NCBI's taxonomy places the organism in Eukaryota, Metazoa, Chordata, Ceratodontiformes, Protopteridae. Gene Ontology annotation, biological process: adenylate cyclase-modulating G protein-coupled receptor signaling pathway; action potential; phospholipase C-activating dopamine receptor signaling pathway. Gene Ontology annotation, cellular component: heterotrimeric G-protein complex. The record is from RefSeq and is a predicted model, not a curated record. The coding region runs from base 438 to 1517 and encodes 359 amino acids.